Messenger RNA from Acanthoscelides obtectus, 2627 nucleotides. Lineage: Eukaryota; Metazoa; Arthropoda; Insecta; Coleoptera; Chrysomelidae. The record is from the annotation of a GenBank genome assembly.
UUCACUUUUGAGUUAAAUAUGUGAUCCCAUCACAAGGUGAAGUUAGGUUAGAAUUGCUUUGACAAGUUGACAAACGUGGAAUACCAUAGAACAUUCGUCAAAUUAAAAAAAAUGUAAUUUUGAAUUUUGAACAAUAUAAAGAUUAUAAAUUCAUUAAGGUCAAGGAGAGUGAUAAUACGUUCACUUUAAUCAGGAAUUUAGUUUGACCUAUGCCGGAAAACAUUUUGUAUAUCUUUAACGGUUUUCACGUUUUAAGCUUUCUUUCCAUAUCUGUCUUGCCGAUAUUUGCAAAACGAAAACGGUUUGUGAUUCCCAAAGGAUUAUCGAUGGGCAUCGAAUAAGCAAUCUCGAAAAUCUUUACAAGUUUAGCGAGCACUGAAGUAUAACUCUAAUUGCCGAAAUAUCUGACGAAAUCGCAUUUUUAUCACCUUCCAGCAAACAUCUGACCUUCACAUGCAAUCAAUGUGACUUUCCAGCGCACUAGCGCAGUUAAUGGGACAAAUUAUUGCUGGUAUCAGUUUUGAAACUGUCGCACGUAGAGUAGCACCUAUACAACAUUUCGCGAUUUUUUAAUAACCUCCAAACACUACAAAAAGGCAACAGGUGGUUUCAAAAAUAUGUCUCAAAAGGGUGACAUUGGUCUUAUUGGGUUGGCUGUCAUGGGCCAAAACCUGAUACUCAACAUGGCUGAUCAUGGUUUUACAGUUGUUGCCUUUAACAGAACUGUGGAUAAGGUGCAUCACUUCCUGGCAAAUGAGGCAAAAGGCAAAAGCAUCCUGGGUGCAGAGUCUUUGCAAGACUUGGUCUCCAAACUGAAGACGCCUCGUCGGGUGAUGAUGUUGGUGAAGGCCGGCGAUGCCGUGGAUAAUUUUAUCAAUCAGUUGGUGAAACUGUUGGAGCCAGGAGAUAUAAUUAUCGAUGGUGGCAACUCUGAAUACACUGAUAGUGAGAGGAGGAGCAAAGAUUUGGCUAGCAAGGGUAUCCGAUUCGUCGGAACUGGAGUUUCAGGAGGAGAAGAAGGUGCUCGAUAUGGGCCUAGCUUGAUGCCUGGUGGCAACAAAGAAGCCUGGCCAUAUAUCAAGGACAUCUUCCAAAGUGUGUCUGCAAAAGUUGAUGGCCAACCUUGCUGUGAUUGGGUCGGUAACGACGGGGCUGGACAUUUUGUUAAAAUGGUCCACAAUGGCAUAGAAUAUGGAGAUAUGCAGCUUAUUGGAGAGGUAUACCACGUGAUGACAGCAAUGGGGCUGACACAAGAGGAAAUGGCAAGUACUUUCGAUGAGUGGAAUAAGGGAGAGCUAGAUAGUUUCCUCAUAGAAAUAACGAGAGAUAUUCUCAGGUAUAAAGAUAGUGAUGGUCAGUACCUGUUACCAAAGAUAAGAGACACUGCUGGUCAAAAGGGCACAGGGAAAUGGACAGCUAUAGCAGCUCUAAACUAUGGUAUUCCUGUGACGCUAAUAGGUGAAGCAGUCUUUAGCAGGUGUCUUUCAGCAUUGAAACCAGAAAGAGAAAUUGCCAGUAAGAAACUAAGGGGACCUAGUACAUGUAAAAUCCAAGGGGACAGGAGGCAGCUGAUGGAAGACCUCAAGCAAGCUCUCUAUGCCGCUAAGAUCGUUUCAUAUGCCCAGGGAUUCAUGCUUAUGCGUGAGGCAGCCAAGGUACACAACUGGAAUCUGGACUAUGGUGCGAUAGCGUUAAUGUGGAGAGGUGGUUGUAUAAUUAGAUCUGUAUUCCUGGGCAAAAUCAAGGAAGCUUUCGAGAAGGAUCCCAAUCUCAGUUCGCUGCUGUUAGAUCCGUUCUUUUUGGACGCCAUCAACAACGCUCAGUCAGGUUGGAGAAACGUCGUUGCUCUUGCUGUCAAUACUGGCAUUCCAACCCCAGCACUAGGCACUGCCCUGGCGUUCUACGAUGGCUACCGUAGCGAAAGGUUGCCCGCCAACCUGCUCCAAGCGCAGAGGGACUACUUUGGCGCCCACACGUACGAACUUCUUGGCAAAGAGGGCUCUUUUGUGCACACCAACUGGACAGGAAAGGGUGGCAACGUUGCCGCGUCCACUUACCAAGCUUGAUUUGAGUCCUAUUGGAAAAAAGAUGCCGCCAUCAUUGCCAUGGUGCCGAGGAAAGACUGUAAAGCUGAUUGCAUCGUACUUAACGGAUCGUUGUGGGAAGGCUUUGUUGAGGGGUUAAUGAGUGAUAAUUUUUGACUUAUGAUUCUCAGCAAAUUAAAAAAUGAGAGAUUAUCGUAGUCUUUAACUUUUUGUCCAACCCUACUCAUUUUUAUCUAAAAUAUUUAACUAGUUACAGCAAGAUGAGCCAUAUUUUAGUCUAAAAUAUGGAUCGAUCGGUGGAAAUUUGUAUUGUUGUCAUUAAACAAAAAGAUUGUAAAAACAUGCUUUUAUGAAAUCUACUAUUUUGAUUCAAUUUGAAAUCUGUGGCAUUGUCAAUCCACACCCUUAUGAGUAACCGAUUCGCUGUGACGAUCCGUUUAGUACUUGUGUUAAAUUUGAAAUUCAUACCUUUUCUCAAAUGCUAAUGAAUGUUUAUAUUUUUUCAUGUUUAUUUUUGGAUAUGUGCAUUUUAAAACUGGUAUAUAAUACAGUAUUGUUUUGAAAAGGUUGUUUUCCAUGCAA